This is a messenger RNA of Eleginops maclovinus (Patagonian blennie), 533 nucleotides long. It is a transcript of the gene hcrt, whose product is annotated as hypocretin (orexin) neuropeptide precursor. The transcript has 2 exons. NCBI's taxonomy places the organism in Eukaryota, Metazoa, Chordata, Actinopteri, Perciformes, Eleginopidae. Gene Ontology annotation, biological process: sleep; regulation of neurotransmitter secretion; neuropeptide signaling pathway. Gene Ontology annotation, molecular function: type 1 orexin receptor binding; neuropeptide hormone activity; type 2 orexin receptor binding. The coding region runs from base 67 to 519 and encodes 150 amino acids. Gene Ontology annotation, cellular component: perinuclear region of cytoplasm. The record is from RefSeq and is a predicted model, not a curated record.
CUGGAUGACGUCUUUUGGCUCCAACACUGCUGAACCAUAAAAAGGCCCAGGAGAAGAGAAGAUUAGAUGACUCCCCUCUGCACAAGCCAGAAGAUGCCUUGGUUCCCCUCCAACUUCUACAAAGCUGCUGGGAUGCAGACGUCUAACAGGAAGGUCCUGGUACUGGUGGUGAUGUUGCUGCUGUCUCAGCUGGCCUGUGAAGCUCACAGCAUAUCUGAGUGCUGCAGACAGCCGGCUCGCUCCUGUCGCCUCCAUAUGUUGCUGUGUCGCCCCGGCACCAAUAACUUUGGGGGACCUCUCACAGGAGAUGCUUCUGCUGGUAUCCUCACUCUUGGUAAACGGAGAGAGGAUGGAGAUCGCUUGCAGAGCCGACUCCACCAGCUCCUUCAGGACUCCAGAAACCAGGCAGCAGGGAUCCUAACGAUGGGGAAGAGGACGGAGGAGAGGGCCGGAGAGCAGUUCAUGGAUUGGAUGGCUCAGUCAGGAACUAUCACAACGCUCCUGCCUGCCCUGAGCUAAAUACUUACAUAAAU